Corticium candelabrum is the source of this 2379-nucleotide messenger RNA. RefSeq names its product glutathione reductase, mitochondrial-like. Gene Ontology annotation, biological process: cell redox homeostasis; cellular response to oxidative stress; glutathione metabolic process. The transcript is spliced from 7 exons. NCBI's taxonomy places the organism in Eukaryota, Metazoa, Porifera, Homoscleromorpha, Homosclerophorida, Plakinidae. The record is from RefSeq and is a predicted model, not a curated record. Bases 1406 to 2170 code for a protein of 254 amino acids. Gene Ontology annotation, molecular function: glutathione-disulfide reductase (NADPH) activity; flavin adenine dinucleotide binding. Gene Ontology annotation, cellular component: cytosol; mitochondrion.
GGACACUAUGAUGCUAAUAAAAACAUCAUUUUUGUAAUCACUAAAAAAAUUACAUAGGAUAGGCUAGAAAGAAAUGGUUUGCCAUGGGGUGCACGAAAAAGUCACAAUUCUGGACUUGGCCCACAGACUUGAAAGCAGUAAAUGCUGUCCCUGAAUACAGUAGUGUACAUGAGACAUUUGCAGAGGAGUUCAAGACCAUCAUCAAAUGUCUAUGAUGAUAAUACAUCACUGUUUGGUGAUACAAAGGCAGGAGCUGCUAAUUUAUGUUCGAAAAGGAAUUUUUCUUUAAAUUUGAAUAUUAAAAUUUCUUGAAAUGAUUACAUCAUAGCAUAAUCAAGGUUCAUAUGUAUGAUCUGUAAACUUUUACAUGCACUCCACUGGAAUAGAUGCUACACCCUUAUGAGGGCUGUAAGGAAUACACGCUACGGCAUUUAAAUGAGGAAAUAAAGUAUUCUCUUGAUGGUUUACCUUUAGCAGACCAGAUAGCAUCAUUAAACUGUAAUGAGGCACAUCAUCAACUUUAGUACACAGACUUCAAUAUUUGCUUAAACGAAUUUGCAUUGUUAGCAAUAUCUCUUGAGACUUGAUGGUUGAACACUAAUAGCAUUAUCAAGGAAUGAUAGUCAGUCAAACUGCUACUGUCUGUUCUUGACCAUUUGGGAGGGGAGGGGAGAGGAAGGAGAGGAAGAGGGAGACUAAUUUUUCAUGGAUACGGGUAACAGCUCUUAAGUCACUACAUUUACAACACGUCUCAAUCACUACAUCUAUGUUUUAGUUACAUCCAUAUCACAAUUGCCAGCUUCUGCCUGCAUGGAUUAUGUCACCCACAUUGUGAUUAUACAGUACUAAGCACAUCUUCAGUGAAAUGUGAUAUCCGUGUAUGUUUCGAUAUGUAUGGGCAUGAGAUAUGAAUCAGCAUUACAGGGAUCGUUGUUUAGGACAGUGGAAUUAUUCAGGAGACACAUUAGAAUGCCAUUGGUCUCUAGUUAGGGACCUAUUCGGGAGGAAGAAUUAAUCAGGUGGGAAUUAUUCAGUGAAAUGUGGUAAUAGAAACUUUCCCUCUCAUUGGAAAAUCAUUGCUAUCACGAUACCCACCACAUCAUACAGGAUUAAAAUCUUGAGACAAAAUUUUCUCACUCAGUGAUCAUUUAGGACCAAGUGUGUUUUGGGGCACAAUAGUCUGUACAUCAUACACAUGUGUGGACCACGCCUUCCUUCUUAGUUCUAAACUAAGGGUGCUUUGGAUUGGAGGUAGACCACCAUCCACUAUUCAUUCUGGACCUUGUAUCGACUUUGGAUCAUCUGUCAGCUUUGUAGCACCAGUCAACUUUCAAAUGAAAUCGUUCGGAACCCCAUUUUACAUGCUGCUUGUUUUUUUUUGUAGGCUCUUCGUUCAUUUGACUCUAUGGUCAGCACCAACCUAAUGGAGGCAAUGGAGUCAGCUGGAAUCAGUAUUGUUCGCCAGUCUCAGGUAGAAAAGCUCACCAAGGAGAAGGAUGACACAAUUACUGUUCACACUGUAAGUGGCGAAGAUAAACAUAGAGCUACUAUUUCUGGAAACAAUGUUGUUAUAUGGGCUAUUGGUCGAGCUCCGAACACAGAUAUUGGACUGGAACAUGUUGAUGUCAAACUGGAUAGCAAAGGCAAUAUCAGAGUUGAUAACUUUCAAAACACUACUGCAAGGAAUAUUUAUGCACUGGGAGAUGUGGCUGGAAAGUAUUUGCUCACUCCUGUUGCUGUUGCUGCUGGACGUCAGUUGGCCCUUCGGAUCUUUGGUCAUGAUUCCAGUGCCAGGUUGGAAUAUGAGAACAUUCCAACUGUUGUCUUUAGUCAUCCACCUAUUGGUACUAUUGGCAUGACUCAAGAUGAAGCUGUUGCAAAGUAUGGUAAAGACAAGCUGAGCAUUUACUAUUCUCGUACUCAGAGCAUGUACUUCUCAGUCACUGAGCGGAAGGAGAGAACAGUGAUGAAGUUGAUUUGUCAUUUGCCUGACGAGAAAGUUCUUGGGUUGCAUAUCAUGGGCAAAGGGGCAGAUGAAAUCUUGCAAGGGUUUGCUGUAGCUAUACGAAUGGGAGCUACCAAGAAGGACUUUGAUCGAACGGUAGCCAUUCAUCCAACCACAGGAGAAGAGUUGGUUACUCUAAACGAGAGUCAGCUCCUUGAACUCUGACUGCUUUGUCGAGAUCUAAUGUGAUUUUCAAUGUGUUGGUUUGGUCUCAAUAAUUGUGCCUUUACAGAUACAUGAUGUCGUAUGCUGGUCAUGAUAUACUGUAGUGUGCUUGUGCUGUAUUGGACAUUCUGCAAGCAAAGGCAGAUGUAACCGGUUCAUGUAUGCAAUGUGACGUUGACGCUGGAAUUUAUACAGGCCAUUGCACAACC